Molecule: messenger RNA, 369 nt
Organism: Neltuma alba
Lineage: Eukaryota; Viridiplantae; Streptophyta; Magnoliopsida; Fabales; Fabaceae
Product: auxin-responsive protein SAUR40-like
Exons: 1
Coding region: 1-369 (122 amino acids)
Biological process (GO): response to auxin
Source: RefSeq, a predicted model, not a curated record
AUGCUUGGAUCUUUCGUUGGCAAGAUACAGAAGGGUCUCUCACUCUUUACACCCAGAAGAUCAACACUCAGCCACUCGAGUGAAGAUCAGCUCGAAGCUGCGACUAUAGUGCCAGAUGAUGUUAAGGAAGGACAUUUUGCUGUUCUUGCAAUCAUGGGUGAAGAGACAAGAAGAUUCGUUGUUGAAUUGGAAUACUUGACCGAUCCUGUAUUCAUGGGACUGCUGGAUCGAGCUGGCGAAGAGUAUGGUUUCAGCCAGAAGGGAGCUCUCACAGUUCCCUGCCUUCCUGGAGAACUACAGGAGAUUCUAGACAAUCGGAAGGCUGAGUAUCUUAAAAAAGUUUCACUCAUUAGUAAUUUCUCAGUUUAA